Molecule: messenger RNA, 1506 nt
Organism: Paramecium pentaurelia
Lineage: Eukaryota; Ciliophora; Oligohymenophorea; Peniculida; Parameciidae
Source: the annotation of a GenBank genome assembly
AUGGGGAAUGUAUUUUGCUAUGAACGAGUAUUUAUAUAUAAAUGAAAAGGAUGAUGACAAUAUUCAUUGGAAAUAAUAACUUGAAAGUACUUGUUAGGUAAUGAAGAAAUAAAUGUGUUGGGCUGAACCUAUUUUAAUUUAACUUAAAGAUCUAAGGGUAUCAAAUAAGUAUUAGAAAUAAUUACAUUCCUUUGCUUAGAGUUAUGAUGAAUCAUCAAUUUCAGAUAUUUAAAAGUCUUAUAAAUCUAGAUAAUCUUUAAAAGAAGAUAGAAAUAUAUAAACUAUAAUUAAAAGAACAGGAUUUACAGAAGAAGAUCUAGUUGAGAAUUUUAUUAAACCUAGUAGAGCUUCUUUUAAUUUAAGUAUUUAAUCAGUAACACCCUCCUAUAUUUAUCAUGAGAAAACAUCUAAUAUAGGAAUGGGUGGAUCAUAAGUGAAUUUUUAAGAUUAGAUGUGUUUUUUUGUUUAGAUUACAGAUAAAAUAAAAGAACAUUUUGAUUAACCAAAUGAAUUAGGCAUAAUGAUAAUUCAUUUUAGACAUUCUAUAAAUUAAUAACAUUAAGAUCAUACAUUUCAAUAUUUACAUGAAUAAUUGACAUUAUUUUGUAGAACUCUUUAUGAAACUAUCGUAGUCUAUUAUGAUAUGAUAAAUUUAAAGAAGAAGUAUCAAGUACAUGCUGUUUUAUUAAAUGAAGAGACUAUGUUAAAUUUUAUUGUUAAUUAUGUAAUGUCAAAUGAAGGGAUAUAUAAAGUAUUAUAUAAUUCUUUGUUAAAAGAGUUAGGUUAAAUUUAAAAAUAGACUGAAUAAUUUUUUAAACAUAAUUAAAAUAUUAGUGUAGAGGACAUGGAAAUUCCUAAAGAUUUUUAAUUGAAAUCUUAAUAAAAUCCAUAUAGUUAAGCUAUAAAAACAUUAUAGAAAUUAAACAAAAAAUAUGGUCCAUCUUCAAAAGUGAAGGUGAUAAUCAAUUUUUCAUAAUAAAUUUAAUAACAUGUAAGAGAUGCAAAUGAGAAUAGAGGAUCUAGUUUGCUUAUGUAGGCUGAUGAUCUUUUGCCUAUAAUAAAAUACAUUUUGAUAAAAUCUUAAAUCUAUGAUAUUGAUGUUCAUCUUACUUACAUAGAAAAAUUGAUAACUAAUGGAAUGCUUAAUUCAACUAGUGGUUAUUAUGUGGUGACAUUAUAGGCAGCUUUAUCUUCCUUGAGAAGUAAUUUAAAUUAAUAAUAAUUUAAUUAAUAAAAAUGAAUAUUGUAUAAUAAUAUCGAGCAAUUAUAUAUGAUCUUCUCAAUGUAAUAUAAGAAUAGCAAAAUCCAAUUUUGGAUAAUGAUAUUAAAAAGAUAAAAGAAAGAUUUCAUUAAUUAGAGUUAUAAAAUCGUCCAAGAAGAAUGUCAGAGAACAAGAAACUUUCAAGGUUAUAUUCUAUUCCUUAAAAGCCAAAAAUAAUGUAAAAUAACUAAAUCAGAGCUUAAUCAACUGCAUAUCAUUAACGAUUUAUAUCAUUGCAUACUUGA